AUCAUCCCAAUGCAAACAUACAUUCUUCCUCUCCAAUACUAACUAAUUCAAUAAAAUAUAUUAUAUUAUUAUAUUAUAUAUUUACGAAUCCAGAUAAUCUAUUUGAAAUUAAUUCCUCUAUACAAAAAAAAAAAAAAAAGGGCCAAACCCCUCCAAAAGCACUCUCUUCCGCCAUCUCCGGCUUCUCUCUGCACAAAACAGAACCAACAAACAAACACACGCAAAACUUGCUCUGCUGCCAUAAGAUGACACCAUGACGACGACGUCGCCACUACCACAACCACCAAACAUUGUCCGCAAGCUAUUAGUGGAAAUUAUAGAUGCACGAGAUCUAUUGCCCAAGGAUGGCCAGGGGAGCUCCAGCCCCUACGUCGUCGCUGACUUCGACGGCCAGAAAAAGCGCACUUCCACCAAGUUUCGUGACCUCAAUCCGGUGUGGAAUGAGACUCUGGAGUUUAUUGUGUCUGAUCCUGAUAACAUGGACUAUGAGGAGCUUGAAAUCGAGGUUUUUAAUGACAAGAAGUAUGGCAAUGGCAGUGGCCGUAAGAACCAUUUCUUGGGGAGGAUCAAGCUCUAUGGUUCACAGUUUGCAAGGCGUGGAGAGGAAGGACUCGUGUACUUUUCUUUGGAGAAGAAGAGCGUGUUUAGCUGGAUUAGGGGAGAGAUUGGGUUGAGAAUUUCUUAUUACGAUGAGAUAGUUGAGGAGGAGCCGCCGCCUCCUCCACCAGCGGAGAAGGAGGAGGCACCGCUACCACCGAAAUCUCCUCCAGCAGUUCUGGUGGUUGAGGAAGGCAGAGGAUUCCAGGCCCCUUCCUAUACUGAGCGUCUAGUUUAUGGCCACGGCCACUAUCCGGAGGAGUCACAUUCUCCUCCCGUUGUGGUCAUUGAAGAGUCUCCACCGCCUGUGAUUAAUGUGCAACCGGAGCCGCCGCCUCAAGAAAUGCAUCAUCCACCGGAGAUGAGGAGGAUGCAUACUGCAAGGGUUGUCAGUGGUUGUGGAGGCGGACAGAGAGUAAGAGUGUUGAAGAGACCAAAUGGAGACUACUCUCCAAAAGUGAUUACAGGCAAGUUUGGGGGAGAAAAAACGACUGAGAGGAUCCAUCCGCACGACCUCGUUGAACCAAUGCAGUAUUUGUUUAUCAGAAUCGCGAAGGCGAGAGGUUUGGCUCCCAAUAUGAGUCCAUUCGUGAAAAUCAGAACAACUACUCAUUUUGUCAGAUCUAAACCGGCGAAUCAUAGACCCGGUGAGUCCACCGACUCGCCGGAGUGGAACCAGGUGUUCGCGUUAGGCAACAACAGCCCUGUUACGGCCAGCUCCACGCUUGAGAUCUCUGUUUGGGACUCGUCAUCGGAGAACUUUCUCGGCGGCGUCUGCUUCGAUCUCUCCGAUGUGCCCGUUCGUGAUCCCCCAGACAGUCCUUUAGCUCCACAAUGGUAUAGACUCGAAGGUGACGCCGUAGACCAGAACUCUAACAGAGUAUCUGGCGACGUCCAGCUCUCCGUCUGGAUAGGCACCCAAGCAGACGACGCGUUCCCCGAGGCGCGGAGUUCAGACGCGCUGUAUAUGGAACACACUCGGUCCAAAGUGUUUCAAUCUCCCAAACUUUGGUACUUGCGAGUCACGGUGAUUGAAGCACAAGAUCUUCACAUUAUUCCAAAUCUACCUCCAUUAACGGCACCAGAGAUUCGUGUCAAAGGACAGCUAGCAUUCCAGUCCGUACGAACAAGGGGAGGAUUCAUGAACAACCACCGCGCGUCGAUCCAUUGGAAUGAGGACUUGAUUUUCGUCGCCACCGAACCUCUCGAAGACUCUCUGGUUGUGCUAGUGGAGGACCGUACAAGCAAGGAAGCUAUUCUCCUCGGCCACGUCAUCAUUCCCGUGAACACUAUCGAGCAACGUGUAGACGAGCGCCACGUGGCCUCAAAAUGGUUCGCCAUAGAAGGGGGGACCAGUGAAGGUUGUGAUGGUGGGCCUGGAGGAGGUGGGUCCUAUGGUGGGAGAAUCCAUCUACGGCUGUGCUUGGAGGGUGGAUAUCACGUGCUUGAUGAAGCGGCGCACGUGUGCAGUGACUUUAGACCAACGGCUAAGCAGCUUUGGAAGCCGGCUAUUGGCAUUUUGGAGCUGGGAAUCUUGGGGGCUCGCGGCUUGCUUCCCAUGAAAGCCAAAGAUGGAGGCAAAGGGUCCACAGAUGCUUACUGUGUUGCCAAGUAUGGUAAAAAGUGGGUCCGCACGAGAACCAUAACCGAUAGUUUUGAUCCACGUUGGAAUGAGCAGUACACAUGGCAGGUAUAUGACCCGUGUACAGUGCUCACAGUUGGAGUAUUCGACAACUGGCACAUGUUUACUGACGUGUCAGAUGACACACCAGAUUAUCGUAUUGGGAAAGUACGAAUACGCAUAUCUACAUUGGAGAGCAACAAGGUUUAUACGAACUCUUAUCCGUUAUUGGUUUUGUUACGGACCGGGUUGAAGAAAAUGGGCGAGAUUGAAUUGGCGGUCCGAUUUGCCUGCCCGUCAUUGUUACCGGAAACAUGUGCGGUCUACGGGCAAACAUUGCUUCCCAGAAUGCACUAUCUCCGCCCAAUCGGGGUGGCCCAACAGGAGGCAUUGCGUGGGGCAGCGACCAAAAUGGUAGCGGAUUGGCUUGCACGUUCCGAGCCUCCAUUGGGACCCGAGGUGGUUCGGUACAUGUUGGAUGCGGAUUCUCAUACGUGGAGCAUGAGAAAAACCAAAGCGAAUUGGUUUCGGAUCGUUGCAGUUCUCGCUUGGGCAGUCGGGUUGGCUAAAUGGUUAGACGAUAUCAAGAGGUGGAGAAACCGGGUCACAACGGUUUUAGUACACGUGUUAUAUUUAGUACUUGUUUGGUACCCGGAUUUGAUAGUCCCAACCUUGUUUCUAUACGUAUUCCUGAUUGGAGUGUGGUAUUACCGGUUCAGGCCCAAAAUACCAGCGGGUAUGGAUAUCCGACUCUCCCAAGCAGAAACGGUUGACCCGGAUGAAUUGGACGAGGAAUUCGACACAAUACCAAGUUCAAGACCACCAGAAAUCAUUAGAGCCCGAUAUGACCGGUUACGGAUGUUAGCUGCAAGAGUCCAAACAGUUUUGGGUGAUGUUGCCGCACAAGGAGAAAGGCUUCAAGCCUUGGUGAGUUGGAGGGACCCAAGAGCCACAAAGUUGUUCACAGGAAUAUGCCUUGCCAUUACUAUAAUCCUCUAUGUGGUGCCACCAAAAAUGGUGGCCGUGGCCUUGGGAUUCUAUUAUCUCCGCCACCCAAUGUUCCGGGAAGCCGUGCCGCCGACUAGCCUGAACUUCUUCCGGCGGCUUCCCAGUUUAUCGGAUCGAUUAAUCUAGCUUUUAACAGUAGUGUACUAAGUUUGUAGGUAUAGUAUUAGAAUAUGCAUUUUUUGGGCGUCAAAUUAUGGAGAUUUUGGGGAGGUUAAAAGGGUAAAAAAAAAAAAAAGGAACAAAUUGAACAACUGUCUUGAGUGUCGAAAAUUUGUGGGGAGUGGAAACUGGAAAGUUGUCAUCAACCUUUUUUGUGUGGUUGUAAUAGAAUCCUUUGACUAAAGUGGAGGAGAACUUGGAAUAAGAGAAAGCAGGGUGUGGGGGAGGGCCCAAUGCAGUUUGGUUCAGGAAGAAAAUUGAGCGAGAUUUUAGAUUGCUCUGAUAUUGUCGAGGAAAGUAUGGACAUUGAUUGAAUUUUUUCUAACAUUAUAUGAAUGAAUUGCAUUAACUUUUUUUU
Molecule: messenger RNA, 3743 nt
Organism: Tripterygium wilfordii
Lineage: Eukaryota; Viridiplantae; Streptophyta; Magnoliopsida; Celastrales; Celastraceae
Product: protein QUIRKY-like
Exons: 1
Coding region: 254-3352 (1032 amino acids)
Source: RefSeq, a predicted model, not a curated record